Molecule: messenger RNA, 843 nt
Organism: Trichomonas vaginalis G3
Lineage: Eukaryota; Parabasalia; Trichomonadida; Trichomonadidae
Product: protein of unknown function (DUF3447)
Exons: 1
Coding region: 1-843 (280 amino acids)
Source: RefSeq, a predicted model, not a curated record
AUGACUAGCAUCAAAUACAGAGACAUUACGCUUAUUACCAAAGACAUAAACAAAGCUAUCAAUGAACUCUAUACACUGGACACAUUUGAUGAAGGAGCAGUUGAAAGAAUUUAUCAAGACAUCAGAGAUACACUGAUUGAAACAAACGUAUACUCAUCAGAUCAUAUCAUUGAUGCCAUACAGAUUGUAGCCAAAUACAACACCAAAUAUUUUCGCUCAUACUUAAGACUUUUCAAGAGGGUACUCGAUGAAUACCAUCCAAAGCAACCAAAAGAGAAAUCUCCUGUCUUCAUGUACUUUCUAUAUAAGGAAUACAAUAUUUUGGCAUUUGAUACCAAAUUGGAAGACAUCAAAAAUCUUGAAACAAAGAAUUAUGUCAUGGAUGUUCAUGAGAAAAACACAAUUUUCAGAGCAAUCAUGUAUGACAAGAAAGAUUCACUUCUUGCUCUAACAAGGAGAGAUAAAUACGAUGAAACUCUUAAACUCAAAAGUGAUUUUUAUCCUGAAUCAGAAAAUGGAUAUUCAUUACUCGAAUUGUCCUGUUAUCAUGGAUCAAUCAAUUGCUUCAGGUUACUCAUAAACAAAUUCAAGAUCCCAAUAACAAGAACAUGUCUCAAUUUUUCAUUUUUGGGAAGAAGUUCAGUCAUCAUGCAUGAAUGUGUGAAAAAGAUAAUACCAGAUCAAGACUGUAUGAAGCAUGCAAUUAUUUCACACAAUGACAUCUUUGUCAAAUAUUUGAUGAAUAAAUAUUGCAUCAAAAUUAAUGAGGACUUUUGCGCAAAGAACAAUAACCUUCAAGCAUUGCUGUUAGUGAUUGAUCAAACCAACAAUAUUGAUCAAUGA